Nymphaea colorata (pocket water lily) is the source of this 2832-nucleotide messenger RNA. Its product is annotated as probable LRR receptor-like serine/threonine-protein kinase At5g45780. Gene Ontology annotation, molecular function: protein binding; protein kinase activity; ATP binding. The transcript has 10 exons. Bases 920 to 2533 code for a protein of 537 amino acids. Lineage: Eukaryota; Viridiplantae; Streptophyta; Magnoliopsida; Nymphaeales; Nymphaeaceae. The record is from RefSeq and is a predicted model, not a curated record. Gene Ontology annotation, biological process: protein phosphorylation.
UUGAAAUGUGUAUUUGCCGUUUGUUGGGGUCUGAUUGAGGCAGUUGGAUAUUCUUUUUCACUUUGCUGGCUCUUGGUCGACGAUGGCUGUGGAGAAAUCUGAUUUCUUAUUCAUUUCUGUUCUUGUGAUAGUUGAUUGUGUACAAUCAAUGUGGAGAAUAACCAUAAUUCUUAUCUUCUUGAUAGUUUGGUUUGGUGGUCUAGUGCACUAAGUUUGGUCUGUUAAUGAGGGUUACCACUUACCUGUGCGGGAAAUUGGCGUCAUUCGAGAAGUUAGUUGCAUUGUGAGCGUAAAUAUACUUAUUUGAUCCUAUACUGCCUGUCUGGCAAAAAUGGCUUACGCAUAUGCAUCAAGUCGAUCAAGUCGGGGUUGACGAAUUCUUGGGUUUCUUUCUUGCCGAUUCUUAUUGGUAUUAUAUACUAGAAUGACAGACUACGAUUACCGCUGUUAGUAAUAGUUAUUUAGGUGAUAGGAAAGGAAAACAAGGUAGUGCUACUGCUAGUAUUAGUAAGACUGCCGGCUACUAGUGCUAUUUCUUGUUUGAAUUUUAGAACAUGUUAUUUCUUGUUGAAUAUGGAGCCUCUGUAUAAGGAAUAUGUUGCUGUUUUGAGUUUUUGCAGUGGCUGCAUUGAUGGCUAUGAAGAAGGAUCUGGUAGAUAAGCUACAUGUGUUGGAUGGAUGGGAUAUUAACUCAGUUGACCCUUGCACAUGGAGUUUGGUCGGAUGUGAUUCAACCGGUUAUGUGAUUGCAUUGUAGGUUUGAUGUUUUUUUCUUCAGCAUUUUUUACCCUUUUUGCAUCUUGAGUUUACUUGUUCAGAGUUCCAGCUCGUUUUUAUUUUUCCAUUUUUGGGGUGCAUGACCCAUCACUGUCUAGAAUACUGGGUUUCUCAGUUCGUUGGAUGUGCGUGAGUCAGAGAAAUGCCCAGCCAGGGCUUGUCUGGAGUUCUCUCUCGUAGCAUUGGGAACUUGAGUCAUCUACAGACGAUGUUGUUGCAAAAUAAUGACAUAACUGGUCCUAUUCCUGUUGAAAUUGGAAAGCUUUCACAAUUACAGACUCUUGACCUCUCAGGAAAUCAGCUAGUUGGGGAAAUCCCUGGCUCAUUAGGCUUGCUAAGAUAUCUUAGUUAUCUGCGGCUUAACAGAAAUAGAUUGACUGGAAAAAUCCCUCUAGCUGUUGCAAAUCUCACAGGUCUUUCUUUCUUGGAUUUAUCCUUCAACAAUCUCAGUGGUCCCAUUCCUAAAAUACAUGCCAAGGAUUUCAGUCUUGCAGGCAACAGGCUUCUCUGUACCUAUUCAUUACUACGGGGUUGUAAUGAUACAUAUAGCCAAGUAAAUGAGACAGUUUUAUCUUUACCAUCCCAUAAUCAUAAAGUGGUUGCUGCUGUUUCUGCAAGUCUUGGCUGCCUUUCUUUCCUUGUCGUUUUAGCUAUGGUUGCUCUUUGCUGGUUGCGGGGAUUCUACUCAUGCACAUUUGUUUCAUGUGAAGAGCAGCGCCUUUAUGAAGUUGAUAUGGGACAUUUAAAGAGGUUCUCCUUCCGUGAACUUCAACUUGCUACUGAUAACUUUAAUGCAAAGAGCAUACUGGGCCAAGGAGGUUUUGGUAUAGUAUACAAAGGAUUCCUCAAGGAUGGGACUGUGGUUGCUGUCAAAAGAUUAAGAGAUCCUAAUUUUACAGGAGAAGUUCAAUUUCAGACAGAAGUGGGGAUGAUUGGUUUAGCUCUACACAGGAAUCUCUUACGUUUAUAUGGCUUUUGUAUGACUGCACAUGAGAGGCUGCUAGUGUACCCAUACAUGCCAAAUGGGAGUGUGGCUGACCGUCUAAGAGAUAAGUGUCAAGGGAAACCCACCCUCGAUUGGAGCAAAAGAAUGAGGAUUGCUCUUGGUACAGCUAGAGGUCUGUUGUAUUUGCAUGAACAAUGCAAUCCAAAGAUUAUUCACAGAGAUGUGAAAGCUGCAAAUAUUUUACUUGACGAAGGCUUUGAAGCUGUGGUCGGUGAUUUUGGCUUAGCAAAAUUGUUGGACAGGAGGGACUCACAUGUCACAACUGCUGUCCGAGGUACAGUCGGUCAUAUUGCACCCGAGUACCUGUCCACAGGGCAGUCAUCAGAAAAGACAGAUGUCUUUGGCUUUGGCAUGCUACUUUUGGAACUUGUAACGGCACAGAGAGCAAUGGGUGCCGGUAGUGCCCUAUAUCAGAAAGGAAUGUUUCUUGAUUGGGUCAAAUCCAUCCAUGGAGAGAAGAGACUGGAUCUUUUGGUGGAUAAAGAUCUCAAUGGCUCAUUUGAUGCUGUAGAACUGGAGAGAGUAACUACAGUUGCUAUAUUGUGCACCCAAUCUCAUCCUGCACUGAGGCCGACCAUGUCCGAGGUUGUGAAGAUGCUGGGAGAUGGAUUGUCGAUAGUAGAACGCCUGGAGGAAUCACAGUCUCAAAUCCCCUGUCAGAGGGCUUUCAUCGUUCCUACAAACUAUGGAGAUGCUGGUGAAGAAUCUUCCUUUGUGAUUGAAGCAAUCGAGCUUUCUGGUCCUCGAUAAGAUUGGAGCUAGUUCCAUGUAAAUAGAACUGCUUUAAAGCUUCUGCGCGCUUACGAAUGUGUCGUAUAAAGUUUCCAGGCAAAGCUUGGCUGAAGCUUUCUACAUUUUGUAAUUUUGGUUUUUUCUUCUUCAAGUAUCGUGCUUUCAAGGGGAAGUGCAGAGGAAUGAUUGUAAUCCAUUUGUUCCAAUCUGUAAAUGCGUAGAGUUAUACGGUAUUCAUUAAUGCCGAGGACUCGGAGAAUUGUACUAAGAAAGAUUAGGAUACUUUAAUGAAGCUGUAAAUGCAUUUAGAAUUAUGA